AGAUCCAAAAUGUGCCAAAGGUUGCAGAGCCACAGCCAGGAAAUUCUAAUUUGACGCGAAUUUUCAUCCAAUGGGAAUAUUAUGAUAUCUAUUUUAAGAUUUCACAUUUGAUCCUUCUUAAUUUUACCUGCAAAUCUCUCCUUGUAACUUUGUUUUGUUUUUUUUUUUUUUUCUCUCUUUUAUAUUUAUUUUAAUUUUCCUGGAAAUUUUAUUUCUUUGUCUCUUCUUUCUCCUGAUGAUCAUUUUGCCAUCUGGGUGAGUUAAUUUGUGAGUGUUCUGCGCUGAUUUCUUCUUAAAGGCUCAAAGGGUCUUCUGGGUUUGAUUGAACAAGCAAAAGGGUCCCUUACCAUUUCAACGCCACAAGAUGCCAGAAAACCGGCAAGUUCUGAGGAAUGCUGCUUCUAAUCCAUCUGGUGAUAACAUUGAAGAAGCUAUUCGGCGUUUGAAAAUCAAUGACAAUCGGGAUCGAGAUGCUGCAGCUCAAUCUGCACCAUAUCCAGAUCGACCUGGUGAACCUGAUUGCUUAUAUUAUUUGAGGACCGGAAUGUGUGGUUAUGGGAGUAACUGUCGCUAUAAUCACCCUGCUCAUGUUUCACUUGAUACUCAUUAUGGUGAAGAGCUCCCUGAAAGAGUUGGGCAACCUGAUUGCGAGUAUUUUCUUAAGACAGGGACAUGCAAGUAUGGACCAACGUGUAAAUAUCAUCAUCCAAAGGACAGGCGGGGUGCCGCUCCCGUGUCAUUCAAUGCUUUAGGUCUUCCCAUGCGUCAGGAAGAAAAAUCAUGUCCCUAUUACCUGAGAACUGGGUCUUGUAAGUUUGGAGUUGCAUGCAAGUUUCAUCAUCCACAGCAUGCUUCCCUUGGAGCUUACCCUGUGGCUGGAUCUCCUACCUCAACAAUUAUUCCUGGAUCAGGUUCACCAUAUUUUGGUGGGUUUCCUGCAUGGUCAGUACCAAGAAUGUCAUAUUUAUCUGGGCAGGGCCUUCAAUCUUAUGUGCCUCCUUUUCUAUCUUCUUCACAAGGCAUUAUACCUGCACAGAGCUGGAACAACUACAUGGGAAGUAUGAGCCCUACAAUACCUACUGGUUUUCUUGGAUCUAAUCUUGUUUACGACUACAUGAAUCUGGGUGAGUCAUUUUCUGGGGGGCAGGCAAUAAGUUCAACUCUCCCUGAUAGGCCUGAUCAACCAGAAUGUAGAUACUUCAUGAGCACUGGGACCUGCAAAUAUGGAUCUGAUUGCAAGUUCCACCAUCCAAAAGAAAGAAUUUCCCAAUCAUUAGUAAAUCCACUUGGCCUUCCUGUGAGACCUGGGCAUGCUAUAUGCUCUUAUUAUAGAAUCUAUGGAAUGUGCAAGUUUGGUCCAACAUGCAAAUUUGAUCAUCCAGUUUUGGCUAUCCCUCAGAACUAUGGCCUGACCUCGCCUACUCUAUCUGUUGUUGACACAUCUCUCAUUGGUAAUCCAAGAGUGUUGUCAACUGUCCAACCAUCCGAGACAUCUCCAUCUAAAUUAUCAGGUGCAAAGCUUCAGAAUUCUGAUACAAAAGCUACAAAAGCUGCUACUGAAGAGUCAUCCAAAGAAGCUGAUACUACAUCAAAUACCUUACCAGCCUCCUCAGAGUCUUUACAUGACUAAACUGCUUGGAGUAUGAUUUUUCUAUGGGACAAUUUUUUUUUUCCACAUUUUCAGGAGAAAUAUAUCAUACAUACCAUCCAUUCCCCCUUUUUCACCUGCAAUUCUGUGGAGUUGGAUAGUUUGUUCAGAGGUUGUUGUGACAAUCACUAGCUUGUGGGGGAUGGAUGGCAUUUUUUGUGGUGAAUAAAAUGCAGGUAGAAACUUUGACCUUCGAUCUUUUUCCUUUUUUCCUUUUUCUCUCUCUUGGGACCAGUUUGGUACACACUUAAAAAAUGCGAGUAAUACAGUUCAUUAAAAUUUCCCCCCUAUUUUUAAGGGGGUGUCAAACUGUCAAU
Molecule: messenger RNA, 1965 nt
Organism: Gastrolobium bilobum
Lineage: Eukaryota; Viridiplantae; Streptophyta; Magnoliopsida; Fabales; Fabaceae
Product: zinc finger CCCH domain-containing protein 3-like
Exons: 7
Coding region: 365-1630 (421 amino acids)
Molecular function (GO): mRNA binding; metal ion binding
Source: RefSeq, a predicted model, not a curated record